UUUUUCUGGCGCUUCUCCGGCCGCUGCCGCGGCACGCUCGCUUUACUCGCUCGGCUUGCGCGUUAUCGUCACAACACUAACCUAAACUUACCUAGUGUGAAGUAUUAUCGUUUGAGCCCCGGAAGAACAGUUGAAGAAGAAGCCUACUAUUGUCAUAUGUACCAAAGUACCUUUAAUACUUCUAAAUAUUUGAUAGUUUUCUAAAUAUAAAUGUGUAAGUUGAAGUUGAGUUGUGUUGACAUGUUUGAUGUUUAAUUUAGAAAAAAUCUUUUAUUUGUUUAUUUUGUAACAAAAAUUUGAUUAAAUUUGUUUGUGCCAUUCGGACUUAAAUAACAAUAAACAAGUUCUUAAAUAUUCAGGAUUUUUAAUAAAUAUUUUAUGGACACCCUAAUUAUACGAUCCGGCCAAAUGUGGAUGACCAAAUCGUUAAAUGUUGUAUGCUUUCCAAUUACAGAGCAUAAUGCGACUCAGUGCCGCACAAUGCCCAAUUAUGCUGAUGCUUAAUUGGAACGUGAAUUAGUUUUCAAAUGCACCAGCAGAGUGCGCUAAGUUCAGUGUUCAAAAAAAGUCAAAGUAAGCAUCAGCAUAUUUCGGCAUUGCGCGCCACUGAAUCGCAUUAUGCUGUGUAAUUAGAAAACUACCUGUACGUAUGUAUAUGUUUUCGUGUCAUUUCCAUAUGAUUCCAUAAUCAGAGAUUAAAGUUAACCUGCUGUCAAAAUGACAAAUAGCUAACCUGAACAGCCACGUGAAGUGCCGGCACACGAUUAGUGGCAAUACAGUGCUACCAGCUUAGAAGGUUUCGACUAAAUCUAGUUUUUAUUGUUAUUCUACGGAGUUUUUGAGUGAGGAGAGGAAAAAUUCCUUCUUACUAUGUUAUUAUCGUGAAACUUUAGGCUGACAUUUACUUACACAGCCCGAAUCAGAAUCCGGAUUCAUAAUAUGAAUUCAUAUUUUUUAUUCAGAGCUAACGGAAUUACACUCAAUGUAACUACUUACUAUCCACACACUUAAUAAUUAUGACUGAGAUUAUAAAUGUAUCAUUUAGAUCUUUCAGAAUGACAAGGUGACAAGCGUUAUGAAAAAUCAUGGUAUGAAAAAGCAAACACACCUCUUUGGGGCCGUUCAUUUAUUACGUAAGACGAUUUAGGGGGGAGGGGUGUUGACCAUGUUUGUCUUAUUUUUUAUUACAAGGGGGUGGAGGGAGUCUCGAUAGUUCUUACGUAAGAUCACAAAAAUGCGCAAAGUUAAAAUUAUACUUUUAAAUAGCGCAGGCAUCCGCGCGAGUGCCGAGGUUCACUCGGAUGCGUAUUUAAAGAUAAACGAUUUCCAUUUCCAUGGCAACGGUCCCACGCCACCCGCUACAGUGGUAUAAGCUGUUCAGCUGCAGCAUCUGCAUUGCGCCUGCUUAAACCAGUGCACUGCAUUUGGAAAAGUGCGUUCCGCAAAUUGGUCACCAUGUCGACAGCUUUAGACGAAAGAGUUACAGACGAAGUGGAGGCCUUAGAAGCAAUAUUAAUGGACGAUGUUGUAAUAAAAAGGGUAAAUGAUGUGCCCAAUAUAAUAGAAACUGUGGUGCAUCCAUCUACAGGAGACGACGUAGAUCAGCAAUUCGUCUGCAUCACAUUAGAAGUGAAACUGACACCAGACUAUCCCGACUGUAGUCCAGAGGUGACGCUGAGGAACCCCAGAGGUCUAGACGAUCAGUUACUAACAACUAUUAAUUCACAAAUUAAGCAAAAAUUACUUGAUUGUUUAGGCCAACCUGUUGUGUUUGAACUCAUCGAGCUUAUCCGUGAAAAUUUAACUGAAAGUAAUCUUCCUAGUGGUCAAUGUGUCAUUUGCCUCUAUGGUUUUGUGGACGGUGAUGUGUUUAUCAAAACUCAGUGCUAUCAUCAUUUCCAUAGUCAUUGUCUUGCCAAUCAUUUAAUUGCUGGAAAGAAAUACUAUCAAGAAGAAUUAGAAAAACUUCCAAAUUGGCAACAAAUGCAAGCACCACCAUAUCAACAAACAUGCCCUGUCUGCCGCUGUCCAGUUUCCUGUGAUGUUGAUGUACUGAAGAAUGCUCCUCCUCCAGUGGACUCCGUAACCGCCCCACCAUUUUGUUUGACUGCAGAAUUGAAAGCACUGCAAUUAAAAAUGGCGGCUCUCUUAGCGCAACAGGUUGCCAAAGGAGGAGUGGUAGGAGUGGGAGACACUGGACCGCCUCCUUUAACAAUCACUUCACCGUCUGACCAAGAUAAUGAAGCAACAAAUGGGUCUUCAAGCGUGGCCCAAGAGGGAGCGAAGGCCGAAGCGAUCGGUAACGGUCGGCCGAAUGGCAGCGGCUCCAACGAUAACUCGUCGCCGGGAUCACCGCAUUCGCGCCCUGUCUACCGUGGACCAUACAGGGGCUUCAAUCGGCGCGGCAAGCCGGGGCGGCGCGGGCGGGGCGGCCCCCGGUGACCCGCGCCCGCAGCCGCGCCGCCGCCCGCCGCCUAGCGCCGCCCCUACACAAUCCCCCAAUACACGCCCCUACUCCCUACCCUUCCCGUGCAACUACCACACCUACCUAACAACCAGAGGAGAGGUCGACAAUUGACAACAAAUGACGAUACCGAAAAAACAAAUCACGAUAUUCGAGACCGCGAGUUCAGACCAUACCUACCGUACAACCCGAGGAGAAGUCGACGACUGACAACGAAUGACGAUAUAGAAAAAAUAAGUGACGAUACUCCAGAGUUUAGACGACGUACAGAUCGAGGAUCGAGAACAGAUGCCGAUAUUGAAGAACAUGCGCUUUGGCGAGCUACAGAGCUGACAUCCGACCUAGAGAAAGGUCUACGAUCAAAAAUAAGUGAUGUUAUUGAAAAGCAUGCGCUUCGAGGAAAGCUUCCAAUCUUUAUCCAUCUUCCUUCGCGAGGUCUGCAAAUAAAACAAUGGCGAAUCGAAAAGUACGUGGACUUUCCUGGUAUACCUGCAACUUGCUUCAAAGAGCUCUCGAAAUUCUUUCUUCCGGAUGAAAUAUGCCAUCAAACGCCACGGUGCGCAUAUAGAGUACUUCCAAGCUUUAUCUUUCGUCUUAAGAAAGUUCCUCGAAUGAAACAGUGGCGUAUCAAAGUUUUUCAUCAACACAUUUCCAUUCCGAUAAGUGUACUGAUAGAAAAGCUGUAUCCAGCGCUUCAGAAAAUAUAUUUUAAGCUCUUACUCUUAGCAGGUUUAGCAGAUUCACAGAAAGAGCAAAAUACGAUUCGUCAGUAUGUUGAGAUGAAACUAAGAACAGAUCUUCUAAAACCUGAUGGUUUCCAUACUCAAAGUCGAUUGUUCCGAGCAGUGACUGCAUUCAGUUUGAAAAUACAGCUCUCAGCUCCGUUUCGACGAUAUGCAUACGCCCGAUUCACGAUGAAUUCUCACCCAAGUGAAGGGUUACUUCAAAUACCUAAGCGAGUUCGAUCCUGGACUCGAUACUCUCCGCAACAUGUCAGUUCUCUAAACAGGAUAUUUGCGUUUUCUUCGAGGCUAUUCGGUAAGUUCAUCAAAGGAGUCGUCUACGUGUUAGGGUUUUUCUCGUGUAAGAAUUCGUGUGAGUUCUCAGCUCAAUAUAAUGGUAAGUUUUUUGGGAAUGAGUUUAUCUCGACUAAUAGAUCGUUUAAUAUUCUGGCUAAAAUACAGCUAUGCGUUAAUAACGAAUCUCUGAUUUUGGGCGCUCACGCGCGUUGUGUUCCUUGGCUGUCGCCGAAAAUGAGACUGACGAUUUACCUUACAUUUUUGACCCGAUUUUUACAGCCCUUAGUUUAAGUACCUGUUUUAGUCGUGGACCACAUUUAUCGAGCUUUAUAUGCCUUUGAGUUUUUAUACGAUGUUCGACUGUGGUUAUUGUUUAAUAUUCUUUCACUCUGCGUCGGCAAUGGGUCGUCUUUACUCCAAACUUCGGGGCCAUUGCACAAAAUGGUGAGGUUUUUUGGCAUUUGCAGAGGAAUUUCUUAAAUACUAAAUUAUAUAGAAUGGGUGCUAUUUCGCACAGUUUUUAAAUCUGACUUCAAAGAAAUUUGCAGUUAUUUACCGAUACUUCCAUUUUUAAGAAAUAUCAUUAUUAUAACAUAUUUUUUUCUAUUGAUCAUUUAUAUAUUUGUUUAUGGAUUUCCAUGUCCAUCUUUGAACCUAGUACCUACUUAACUAAUAUUUCCCAAAGUUUCUUCUACUUUGUUUGUAUGUUGUGUGUAAAUCGUCAGUCUUCAUUAUAUGUUUUUAAUUAAGAGAAUAUUUAUAUCAUUAUCCGAGAAAUACUAAAUGUACAGCAAAAUAAUACAAUUGCCAAUGUAAAGGUUAGAUUGGGUUAUUUUGAUAUUGUGAAUUCGGUAUUUUUGGGAUCGUUUAAAUAUGACUAUUCAAUUUGACGUUAUUUGUAAGAAUUGUGUUCAUAAUUUUCCAUCAGCUCAAUAUUGUGUGUAAAUAAUUUAAUUGUGCUAUUUUCAAUAGACACCUGAAAUUAUGUAUUUUUUCCGAGUUAUGCGAUUGUUGUUUGAGCUAUAAUUAUUUUUAAGCUGAGAACAGCACCGCAUUGGUGUGGAUUCUGGCAUAGAUUCCCUAUACUUAAAAUCAAAAUGGACAACAGUGUAUCCCUGUCAUUCCCUAAAUAGAAUGAAUAAAGGAGACUAAAGUUAAAUUUCGUUUUAAAUUUUAGAGAAUCAUGCCGGAGUCGACUGCAUUAUCGCACUAAAACUGCCAAUUUGUUUCUUUAAUGUCGCCAUUUUAUCAGUCGUAAAUUUCAAAUGUAUUGAUUGUAGUAAUGAAUGUAUUGUUACAAAGCUGUCUCAAGUUUUGUCAGCCUUCCCCCUCCGCUAAAUGUCCUGAGUUGCCAACAUGGGGCGGCACAAAGCAUUAUAUUAAUAUUCGUCUAAUAUAUUCUUAGCUUAAGGUACGUUCUGUGACAUACCUAGUCAAAAUGGUAGCGUGUCAUAAUUGUAAUAUUUGGAUGACUUAUUGUUGAAUUCUCUCGCACAGCUCGUACAGUUGGGUUUUAAAAUUUGCUCCCUAUACUGCUGUUCUUAUUGCGCCAUUACAAUGCUUUUAUAUGUAUGGAACAAGCAAGCUGUGUAAAAUUUAUUAAUAAAUAGUUAUAUUAAUAAUUCAUUUGCUACUGUACCAACGAAAAAUAGCACGUCUGGCUUUGCUAUAAUGACAAUCGUUAAUCUAUUUUGCGAUUUCAAUCCAAUUAUUAAGGUUGAAAAUGCUAAUAAAACAUUUUGAGACUUGUUUAUCCAAAGAGCAGCUGUGUGUGUAUUGAACUACUAUUAUGUGAAUUCAAAAUACCUGCAUAUUUGUACAAUGCUUACGAUACCUAUAUAUUACAUUGCACGAUCACAUGCAGUUUCUCGACAUUAACAGUAGAAAGACAAAUUCGUUAAAAUAUAAUUUAGUUUCAAUUAAGUAAUUAUUUUUAAGAGAUGUUGUAGAAGGUUCUGUGUGAUUGCUAAUGCUCCUUGUCUAUGGCAGCCAUUUUUAAACUUCGAAAAUGGUAGCUACAUAAAAAAGAAACUGUACACAAUUUUAAUGGAACAUAGAAAAGUAUUGCGGUUCUGUAUGGAGGAUUAUUAGCUACCUUUGUUUACAUAAAAAACUUAGGGUUUUCUAAUAACAGCAGUAUACUCAAACGUUUCUUAAUAAUCGAGGUCUUUUUUUGUUGACAUGACAAAAUGUAUGUACUUCAUGCCCGCACUUCACUUGGCUAUUCGUGUUUGCUAUUGGCAAACUUAAUAUCAGUCUGUGCUUUUUAAGAAUGAUAAGGACAGACUGAUGUCUAUCUAGUUAACAAAUAGCAAACACGAAUAGGCAAGUGAAGUAAAAUGCCGGAAUCAUUAAAAAGAUUUCGUACAGUUUGAAUAUUUCUUCGAUACUCUAUUAUCAGAACAAUUUGUGUAUGUGUGUUUUGUUAAUGGUUUUUUAAUAUUUUUUUAUACACAGAAAAGUUUGAAAUAUUUUAUUAAUACGUACUUAAUUUUUUAUUUUAAGUUCCUAUUUGAAUUAGGUUCAAAUCUAUUUUAUACGUAAGUAAAACAGUUUUUGCUCAUUCUUUUUCAAAAAUGACGUAUUACGCUAGAAGUAUGUAAUUAAGUAGAACCUUAAUUUGGUUCAACAAUAAGUUAACCAAACCACAUAGUAAUAACUUAUUUUCCAUCACAUUUAUUGUGUAAUAGUUAAUUUAUUUUUCUUGAUAUUUAAAAUUAUGUAAUAAAUCGUUUUAUUAUAAAAUUCAUAGGUAUUAUUAUUUUGUUGACUUAUUUUUUCUAUGAAUUUAAUAUUUCGUGAGUUUACUUCUUUGACGCUUAUUACACUUUUUCGUGUUAUAAAUUUAUAAAAGUGAAUCAAUAUGUAGUUGCAAGUUCUAGUAAAUACACGAUUCAUAAUACUCAUAAAUAUGAAAUUGAUUACGUGUAUUUGAAUCUACUUUCGUCUUGUGAUUUAAAGUGUUGUUGUUUUUAAGGUUUUAUUAAUAUAUGGGUUUUUGUUUACUGGGAAUUUGAAAAUAUCAAGUUUUAGAUACAUUUUAAUAAUAGAAUAUCAUACCGUAUUUCAUAGUAUACUUAAGUAAUUGUGUUUUUUUUUAUUUGAAUACUAAUAUUUUAAUUAACAGUUGUAUAAUUCGUUAGCGUAUAUGUUUUUGUCUAUUAAUCAUUUCUUUACUUCACUUUGUAAACCAGGGCCGGAUUUAAGGCUAGGCAGGCAGAGCUGUGGCCCAAAGGUUCCCCCUAGGGAACCAACAGAACUAAUAAUACUCAAAUUUCGACGGGCCAAAUCGUAAGUGGCCCAGGUUGCCAUAUCUUAAAAUAAGAUUCCUAAUUCUUCUUCGUUGCCCCAGGGCCUCCAUCACAAAGUCUGACCCUGUUUUAUAAACGGGGAUUUAGGGAUGACAGACUCACUCCACAGAUGAUGCUUGUGUGAGACAGAAUAAGUGAGAUAGACUGACAGCAAAACACCAUUCUUAAAAAUUUCCAGUAACCAUUUACCUGUUUUUUAUAAUAUUUUAAUGUUUCGUGUAUGUUUUAUAAUUAGUGUUAUAGAUCUGGGCUCCGGCACUAUCAUAUUAAGUAUAAUAGACUGUCUUAUGUUACCAACAUAUUAUUAUCAAUGAUUUAUGUAGUUCCAUAUACAAUUAAUUAAAGGAAAUAAUUUAAAUUUGUUCAAAACUUAUGUUUAACAAGAUUGUGUCAUUGACAAGAAACCAUUCAAAACUAGGAUAUAGGAAGAUGGAGGGUUUUUAAGUUUGAAUCUUUAAUUAAAUUUUGAGUUUUUCAUUACAAUGACUUGUGUCCCAAGCAGAAACUUUGACAGGUCCGUAUUCGUAUCACCAGGACCGGAUUUAAGGCUCUGGCCCAGGAACCCGCACAAAAGAGGUGCCCCCACCACAGAGAAGAAAGAAUAUACGAAUACUUUCUCGCUUGUUUUUCGUGCUGGUACUGAGGUCGAAGUUUUUGCACCCAUCUCACUCGGAGCCCUUGCUUAUAAUAAAGUGAUAGUGUAAAAACAAUGUCACAUUUUCUUUUAUUACUUGCCAUUACUAUGCUUAAAUACGAAUUUAAUGCACUUUUUAUACAUAUUAUUAUAAGUAGAUAUUCUACAUUCCAUCACCAUUCGAAGAUGUUAGUGAUUACCAACAUUUAUUAUUCUGUUGAAUAAUUAAAAUGAAAUUGUCUAUAUUAUUAUAUGUUAAUGUUAUUUUCAGUUCCGAUUACAGUUGUGUAGGUAUUAUUAAAAAAAUAGUACUUUAUUAUUAAGUGGUUAAUAUUUGUUUUCAACACUCGUGGUUAGAAAUGUUUGGGAAAUUGUAUUGUAUGUAAGUACUUACCUAUACAUCGGCUAUACUUACUGAUGGUCACAGCUGUUCGACUUGGUAUUUAUUCAAAGUCGCAGCUGUAUUUGCUUAAUUAAGAAUAUCGAGUAUGUAAUAGUGAUUUGGGUAGCCACAACCCAUUUCGAGAUUGUACGUACUACUGCUGGAAGGUAAAAAAUAACCUUUGUCAUUAAGGAAACCUUUUUUAUUCAUUUAUUCAAAGAUAAUCUCUUAAUGAGAUAAUGUCGCUUCUCUUCUUUUAACAACGACUAAAUAAAGUAUAAAACAAGUCAAGCUCAAGCUUUUCGUCUGGAUUCUUUUCUUUCAUUCGCGAAAUUGUUCAGUGGAUUUCUUAUAAAUUGACAAUUCAAAGAUCGGUAGUAAAAUUUAUAUAUUAGCAUUUACCAUGUACCUUAUUAGAGGACAACAAAGACAGCACAAUGACUUCAUCAAUUUCAAAAUAACUAUUUAAGUUUAAAACGGAGGUUGUUUUUUACCUUGCAGCAAUAAUUUUGCCAAUAUGACCACUCGCCGUUAAGUGUAAUGAUGGCACGUGCGUCGGAAAUUAUAAUGAUACCUACAUUGUCAGUUUUUGUAAUUUUUAUCCUCGAAUAGGUAUUGAUAAUUGAAUAAACACUUACCAAAGAUUUCUGGUUUUUAUCUCACUCAACCUUAGUGCUUAAUGUUAGACACAUGUUCAAGCUAUCAAAAAUUGUAAAGUUUCUCCAACUGAUUUUGAGCUUUAUCUUGCUUGAUAUAUGAUUCACGAUAGAGAAAAUUUGACAUAUUUUGAUAACUUUUACAUAGAUAAUUUAAGGCAGGGCAGGCGAGGCUGUGGUCCACAAGAGAGG
Chilo suppressalis (striped riceborer) is the source of this 8658-nucleotide messenger RNA. NCBI's taxonomy places the organism in Eukaryota, Metazoa, Arthropoda, Insecta, Lepidoptera, Crambidae. The record is from the annotation of a GenBank genome assembly.